Molecule: messenger RNA, 1234 nt
Organism: Striga hermonthica
Lineage: Eukaryota; Viridiplantae; Streptophyta; Magnoliopsida; Lamiales; Orobanchaceae
Source: the annotation of a GenBank genome assembly
AUUAAUUGUGAAGAUUCAAACCAGUAAUGACAACAGCAAAGAUGGGUCGACCAUCAAUGAAAUCAAGAGAAUCCUUACCCCCGGCCAGAUGGACAUUUUAAGGGGUUCGGCAUUUGGAAAGUUUCUCGACCUCCCACAUUCAAAGAUCCAGAUCCAAUUGCUUAAUCAUAUUCUCUUACGAGAGGUCUAUCAACCCCGGACCGACGAGAUAUGGUUUGAUUUUGGAGGAAGAUUGUUCCGGUUCGGGAUUGAAGAGUUUGCCCUCAUUACCGGUCUCAAAUGCACUGGUACUUGCAAGAAAUUGAACAUCGCAAAGGUAUCCCAAGGCCUAUAUGACAAUUACUUUUCGGGUGUUCUACUUACCCGUAGUUGCAUAAGAGUCCAGUUUUUAAAGAAAUCAUGGACAUCCGAUGAGGACGCGGUUAAGUUUGCAAAGUUACAUCUACUUGCAAACUUCCUGAUGGGUUCGCAGGACUCGCACCGGUUUGACAGGUGCUAUCUGGACAUCAUCGAUAGCGCUGAUUUUGACGAUUAUGCUUGGGGGACCGAUGUCUUUGAAUUUACUUUCCAUUAUCUGAGAAUGUCAAUGAAAAAUAGGGAGCAAAUGCACAACAGAGGGAAGAGCGAUGGAGCUGGUUACAUGUAUAGAUGCUAUGGGUUUAUUUUAGCUCUUCAAAUUUGGUUUUAUGAAAUAUGCGACACAGCCGAGGGCGUAGUAUGCACAUCGAUUGGAGCUAACGAAAUCCCUAGAAUGCUGAAGUGGGAAGUCCGGGAUACUUACAACUAUCUUUAUAUACAGAGGGCAUUUUCGAAUUUGGACUCGAGCAAGAACGUAACACCUACCUUGGAAGAGAAGCAAUCACUGUUGUUGCACAGUUUUUUCCAAAAGAAGAACGAGUUCAAUCGAAAUGAGACACACACGACAUCUACGUCGCAGCCCACCAGUAACUCGGAAAUCAUGGAUCGUCUGAAUUCAAUCACAUCUGACGUUGAGAACCUGAAAAAGUUGUUCUUUGACUUUUCAAGGAGGGUUUUGGCUGAUCUUGAGCUAUUCAAGAAUACAUUCAUUGUAAGUUUAAUACAUUCUAUCAAUAAUCUUGGUUGUAAGCGGCGAAUAAGAUUUAUUGGCAUUUAUCAGAAGUUGAAACCGCCGUUUGAUUUCAAUGUUACUGUUGUGACGGAUAAGAGCUGGUUUUACACUAUACAUGCACCGGGAAAAUUCCUUGAUAGUAGU